AUGUACCAUGAUAGCAUAAGAAUUGCGACUGGCCUGCGAGCCAGUAAUAAACGAGUUACCAAGUUAACCGGUCGUAUCAUUGCUCCGUCUAUUACACUGGCGAACGAGUGUGUGAUUACCCGCGUUAUAAAAUAUUAACAGUUAUGUCUUUUUUGGGAAAUAUUUCGGUUUUCGACCAUAAAUCCGGCGAGUGGUCGAUAUUUAAAGGUCGAUUAACGCAGUUUUUCAAAAUAAAUGACGUAAAAGUUACAAAUAAAAGUGCAGUGUUGAUAACGCACCUAUCGGAUGAAACCUACAGGUUAUUACGUAACCUAGUUUAUCCAAAGGACAUAGACGGUUUGAGUUAUGACGACCUAGUUGAAGUACUCGAUGCUCAUUUUAAACCCAAGCAGUGCUCAUUCGCGGAUAAGGCCAAGUUCUACGGGGCCACAAGGAACCCAGGUGAAUCCCUCGGAGAAUGGGCGGCACGUCUCAGGGGCCUAGCGAGCUUCUGUAACUUCGGUACCGCCCUGGAGUCAACGCUUCUGGAUCGCUUCGUUCUCGGACUGGGAAUGGGGCCAGAACGUGAUAGGCUCUUCGAGCAAGAUUCAUCGGACUUGACGUUCGCAAAAGCGCUGGAGAUCGCGGAACGGGCCGAGUGUGCUAGAGAGGCAAAGGCGUUGGUGACCAAUGGAGCCGGCGUGGUGAUCCAGCAGGAGCCGGUAUACCGCGUGGCGAGCGAGCGCGGGGGCGCGCCCCGCCGCCCGUCGCCGCGCGCCGCCCCUGCAGCCGCCGCCCCCGGGGACCAGCGCGACCAACAUGUCUCUCGAUGUUCUGUGUGUGGGUUGAAAAACCAUAGUGAACUAAAGUGCCGAUUUAAGUCAUUUAAGUGCCAAAAAUGUGGAGUGAAAGGUCACUUGCGUAAAAUGUGCAAAUUACGGGUAAAUAACAUAGAAACGGAGGAGAAUGAUUCUACCUGUGAGGACUGUAAGGAAUGCAGCUUGUUUAACAUGAGGUUCGAAGACUAAUAAGGGAGGAGUGCCAUGUACCAUGAUAGCAUAAGAAUUGCGACUGGCCUGCGAGCCAGUAAUAAACGAGUUACCAAGUUAA
This is a messenger RNA of Plutella xylostella (diamondback moth), 1089 nucleotides long. RefSeq lists its product as uncharacterized. NCBI's taxonomy places the organism in Eukaryota, Metazoa, Arthropoda, Insecta, Lepidoptera, Plutellidae. The record is from RefSeq and is a predicted model, not a curated record.